CGACUGUCGUCUGCGACAGUACUGCACUCUCUGCUCCUCUCCUGCGCACCAAAGUGCAAGAUGACGUCCGCGUGACGCCGUGUGUUGCAACGCGAGCGAGAGUCGAUUGACGGAUUGUGCGCGAGUGGAACAAGUGUUUCAUAAUGACAGACAAUAAAGAUAGCAGCGAAGAAUCGGACGAAAGUUUGGACGCGAGAAGCGACAAGUUCGACCCGCUGAAAGCAUUGUACUCGACGAAAGGACGAUUGUUGUCUCACAAGUCGCCAGUCUACGACAAUGUCAGCAAAUUUGAAUCCACCCUGAAGGGAUACAUCGCGCCAACGCAAGUGUGUAUUACGCAAACGGACAGCACGCCGGCCGUCGCGGGAUCAUCGUCGAGGCAGCGAUUUUUACCGCACCAAGAACCCGUGCCUAGCAGAAGACGCCAGCAGAGCCUGAAGCAGAAGAAUGUUCUCUCGAAAAUGCACAGGACCUUCGGCCCGUUAGGAAUGCUCUACAGUUGGAUGGAGAACAAGAACCGAAUUAGGGUCUACACGAGGAACGCGCGCAACAUAAGGGGAUACGUGGAGGCAUACGUGGUCGCCUUCGACAAACACUGGAACCUCGCACUGGAGGACUGCGACGAGAUCUGGAGUCGCAAAGUCAAGAGGAAAGCGCCCGCCUUCGGUACGAUGAUCCCCGCUAUUAAAGCUCGAGCGCCGUCAAACGACGGCGCUGACGCGGUCAAGGUGGAGGCGCCACCGAACGUUCCUAAAGCAACGGUAACGAAGAUCGAGGGAAAGAUGGAGACCUUGGAGAGACACGUGCGGCAGAUGCUACUGAGAGGGGAGCAGGUCGCUAUAAUCAUCAAACUCAAUUGAUUGCGCGCGAUUUACGCGCGCCAUCAACAUCGCGCCUUAAGGGCCGUCCACAGCACCGCGCGCUGCUCUCGGGUGCGACAACUCGCGCUUGCACAGCCGGCAGUUUUCUCGCCGUUAAUUCCCACACGUCGCGCGCGGUCGCUCCUUUUCUUCGGGAUUUAUCUCGCGUGCAUCGCGGAAGCUUCAAGGGUGAAAAUUCCGCGAAAUCACUCACUCGCGAAAAUAGGAGAACAGCUCGCGAGCGUCACACAAACUGAUUACGCGACUGCACAAAUCGAAUUUCCGACUCGUUCCCCUUUAUUUUCAACGAUCAUGUACGACAAGCGUGCUCAAUAAAAAUGAAACCUGUCAGUGCCGAAUCAUUCAGCAGUGCGUAAUGUGCAUAAUUCGACUUCGGCAAACACCAAUAUACUCCUCACCCUCUCCGCGGCUACGGUCGCUUUUUCAGCGCGGUACGAAUUAUUGCGUGUCAUUCGCGUUACGUCAAAGCAUCUCGCCCCUGAAAUUAUGCGGGGAAUCGAAACGCCACUUGGAGGUCGCCGCGCGGCCGGACUUUCUCGCGGCAGACGCAAGGACUCCGCUGAGAAAACGAAAAAUACGAAAGGAUAGAACGGGCAGUGAAGAAAAAAAAAGGAAGAAAAAAAAAAGACGUUAAUCUACAUCUCCGGCGCGGCCUUCGGCCACACUGACGAGCGGCUCUGGAAGCGAUGAUGGAGGUGAGGAGGUGAGCGCGAGGUGAAGCGAGGUAAGGUACGGUGAGGUGAGGUGCGGUAAAGCUGAGGUACGGUAAAAGCCGAUUGAGCUCUAAUCCGCGGCGCGUGAACCGCGGACGAGGAAGUCGCGGCGAAGAAAGUUAAUUCGCGAUUGUC
Messenger RNA from Harpegnathos saltator (Jerdon's jumping ant), 1729 nucleotides. RefSeq names its product U6 snRNA-associated Sm-like protein LSm11 (gene Lsm11). The transcript has 5 exons. Gene Ontology annotation, molecular function: U7 snRNA binding. NCBI's taxonomy places the organism in Eukaryota, Metazoa, Arthropoda, Insecta, Hymenoptera, Formicidae. Bases 144 to 860 code for a protein of 238 amino acids. The record is from RefSeq and is a predicted model, not a curated record. Gene Ontology annotation, biological process: mRNA 3'-end processing by stem-loop binding and cleavage. Gene Ontology annotation, cellular component: U7 snRNP.